Molecule: messenger RNA, 1288 nt
Organism: Scatophagus argus
Lineage: Eukaryota; Metazoa; Chordata; Actinopteri; Scatophagidae
Gene: pla2g10
Product: phospholipase A2 group X
Exons: 4
Coding region: 42-530 (162 amino acids)
Biological process (GO): lipid catabolic process; arachidonate secretion; phospholipid metabolic process
Molecular function (GO): phospholipid binding; calcium ion binding
Source: RefSeq, a predicted model, not a curated record
UCCACUCAGUGCUACACUCACAGAGUUUAAGCGACACUUGUAUGGAGUUCACCUGCCUGUUGCAUUCCAUGGCUGCGUUUUACCGGAUCUUUCUCCUGUUAUCUGUGGCUGUGGCCUCUGCGGCGACACGCAGGUCUCAGCGGACAAAAAGAGGGCUACUGGAGUUGGCAGGAAUCAUCAAAUGCAGCACAGGGAGAUCUGCCUUGUCUUACGUGAUGUACGGAUGCUACUGCGGAGUGGGUGGUCAAGGCUGGCCGAGAGACAAGGCAGACUGGUGUUGUCACAGACAUGACUGCUGUUAUGGAGUCGCAGAGAGACUUGGCUGCCAAACCAAAAUAGACAGGUAUCAGUGGACGUGUGAGGACAAGACAGCCGAGUGCGAUGAUUUGAAGGACAAAUGUGAAAAGUUGCUGUGCAAGUGUGACAGAGAAGCUGCCAAAUGUUUGAGAAAAGCACCUUUCAUCCAGAAAUAUGCCCUAUGGCCAGAUUUCCUCUGUGGUUAUGAACAGCCAAUGUGUAAUAUUUACUGACACAAUAAAGAUCUGCAAAUCUUGUAUGCCUUUUGUAAACAGAACAUUUUACAGUAAUAAUCACUAUGGCAAUGCUGUAAAAUUGUCAGAGACACUAAAUUUUUGCUUAUUUUCUGUGUGUGUGUGAGUGUGUGUGUCUACUGUUUUCAAUAUACAUAAUUAUCAGGCUAUUUUAAUUAAGUUGCGAAAGCACAGUGUUGUGUUUUUGCAGAUACCUUAUCAAAAUAUUUUGUUUUGUUCAUUAUGAGUUUGGAUUUUCCUGUGGCUGCCUGGAAAGUACUGUGGAUACAGAUGCAGUAGAUUCAUUCAAAGAGAAGGCAGCUUGAGAGUUCCUCUGCUGGAACUAAAGCUAAAUCUUAGACUGAAGGUCAGGUCAGAUGUUAAUCAGCAAGGGAAAGAUCAGAUAUUCAGCCCUGACCACAAGCAGGGCUUGUUGAAAUACUGUGCAGGGCAAUGCCUGCCUUAUAAAGGUGAAGUCAGCUCCCUGUGACUACACUUCAUUCACUGGGGUUUUUAAAAAAAGAUAUUUGGAAAUGUAGUGAGCUAAUAAGCAAACUGAGGUUUCCACUGCAGUUCUAUUUUAAAGCCUGCUGUGACAUGAGUCUCUUUCUUUUCUUUUUUUCCCCCCACAGUCCAUGUAUUGAUAUUUCAGCUACGUUGUCUGCACUGUUUCAGGAUCACGACAACUACAGCUGCCUGAUUCAGACCUUAUUUAAAAACUUCAAAAAAGUGUGUGUGUUGCAUGUUCACUUUCUUUU